AUGGUCUCUAGUAUACCAUCUUCACCGGGAUCAACGAGGCAGUCACUAGAUUCCGCAGCUGAGUCUUUAGCCUUCUCUAGAGCGUCCACUAGAGGUGACGCAGCUAUGAGCUGGUCAUUAGAUCGAUACAGAAGUAGUCCAUCAAUAUCUACCCAAUCAACUGGAUUUAACGCUUUAUCAACUGUUCUAAACCAUCCAAACAAACGUCCGAAGCCGCUCCGGGCUUCUCGAUACCCUUUACCUGCUAUCUCCUCCGUCGAUUUACGUCUUUCAUCAACGAGUGCGAUAGAAACUUAUUUGGAAGAUAUACAAGGGGAAUAUACGGAAUUUAUAGAUAAUAUCAAUCAAUCUGCUGCAUCUACUUCCGCUCAACCUGAAUCUGACCUGCCAUCACUUGAUGACAUCCCGAGGUUAUUCUUUAAACCUGAUUUCGAUUUAGGAGAUCCAGCGACAUUUGCUGCCGUUACCAAAAGUAUUGGCGAUUCAGCUGGUUUGGAUAUAUUUGAAUCUCCAGAAGACAUUGGUAUCAAUGAGAUUCUUCAUUCCAGAUUAGAGCAUCACGCUAAUGCAGUAGACAAAAUACUCGUACAUGAACUUUCACAGAGAGCUCCUUCAUUAUUCUCUGCAUUGGACAAUUUACAACACUUGGGUCGUUACGCUAGUGAAGCACUUGAGAAGUUUAACACUCUGAGAGAGUUAUUGGAAAGUUCUAUUAAAAGUAGAUUUGAAACUAAAUAUAAGACUAUCAAUGGUGUGAUUGAUCAAAGGAAUUUAGAAGAGAUUCUUACUGUCAUCACUGAUGUGAAGAGUAUAAGUCAGGCACUUCUAGCCUUACAGCAAAUGUCAGAGCUUGGUCAUUAUUUCGAUGCACUUGAAUUAGUCGAGAAUAUAUCCAAAACUGUCGUUGAAAAUAUCAGAUCGAAAGACGUUGAUGAUAUACUCAAAAUACAAUCAUCAACUGAUUUUUCACAAUUGCAAGUUUUCAAUGAUGUCGCUUCCGAUCUUGAGCAACAUACCAGCGUUAUUCUAGAUUCAAUAUCCAGGGACCUCGCUGAUACUUUAUUCAUUGAUUAUGAACAUUCUCUUAAGGAUACCGAUCACGAUCAUCAGGAGCUUGUGAAAGACAUUGAACAAUCGAUUUGUGUCCUUGAUAGAGCUGGUAUGCUCAGUAAAUGUCUCGAGGUAUAUGAGACAAGGUUAAUUAGGAACGUUGUUGAGAUUUUAUACAGUGUUUUACCAGUGGAUUUACAAACUAAGCCACUCGAUUUCAAUGCUAAGUCUAAUGGUAACAUACUAGCCAGUCAGCUUCCUAAGGAACUGCGUCAAUUAGGUCAGCCUGAAUAUUGCGAUUUCUUAAACAAUUGCAAAGAACAACUGAAACUCAUGGUAAAGUCCUCCAAUGCGCAGAAAGAAAUAUUAGAGAGUUCAUUUGAUUCUUCGAGUGAAACAGUAUCUAACACACUGGAGCGUAUCUCAAACCGCAUAAUUGAAGAAGUAUAUUCUGAAAUAGCCAGUGUGAUCAGAUUACGUAAAGAUAUCGAAGCUGAAUUGUCGCUUGAAGAAUACCUCGCGUUCGACGGAAUAGUCUGGAAGUUCAUCAACGAAACGGAGGUGCAAGGUAAUGUACCAAGUAAUGCACUAUUUGUAUUACCAGCUGCAGCAUCAAAUCAACUACAGGAAUUCCUCGAACUGUUCCAUGCUAAUUACACAACCCAAUCAGCUAAAUUAGUUGAAAUGGAAAUUUGGUCGCAGGCUGAAGUCACACCAGCAGUUCAACAUGUCAUCAAUAUGAUCAUCAGAUCAGCUGUCGACGAUAUACCUGAAUCGUCCUAUGACCUUUCAAAUUGUGAAGGAAAAAACGAAAGUCAGCUUCAGAUUGAAACCAUGAGCUUCUUUACAGUAGAGGCAUUGAACAAAGUCUUGGUAUUGCUUCUUAAUUACAUACGUAUUAUGCUGCAGGUGCCUCAUUCUGCUACUGAGAUCAUGACUCGUAUCUUAGAAAUAUUAAAACAAUUCAAUUCAAGAACCUGUCAAGUAGUCUUAGGUGCAGGUGCCAUGAGAUCUGCAGGCUUGAAGAACAUCACAGCCAAGCACCUAGCUCUAGCAUCACAGUCGCUCUCUGUUAUGAUAUCCCUCAUACCAUACAUUAGAGAAGCUGUGAGGAGACGCUUGAAGACCAACCAGGCCACACUACUCAUCGAGUUUGAUCGCUUGAAGAGGGACUACCAAGAACAUCAGUAUGAGAUACACGCCAAGCUUGUGUCUAUCUUGGGAGACCGUCUUACCGCUCACUCGAAAGCUUUGGCAGCUACCAAAUUCGACAGAGCGAAAGAGGAAGAGAAAACUAAACCAAAUUCAUAUGCAGAAGGUCUCGUCAAGGAAACAGCAACACUUCACAGAGUUCUCAAUAAGUACCUCCUUGAAGCCACUGUUCAAUUUGUCUUCAAACAGGUCUUUGAUGCUAUUAACAAGCGCAUUGGGGAUUAUUACCAGCGUUUGCCUAUCAAGACUGAACUUGGUAAAGAAAAACUUAUGACCGAUGCGCGGUUUUUAUGCGCUCGUCUCAACGCUUUACAGGGAAUAGAUGAGCUUGGUACUUCAUUGAUCGAUAUCGCAAACAACCGCCAAGUUAGCAAAUCAUCAAUUGAUUCACCUAGACCUAGUAUGAGCAUAGAAGCGGAUCAAAUGGCUAGACGCUCGAUGAGUGUUGAUUUGCAACGACGAGAAUCACUCGAUAAAUCUCGUAUGAGCAUUGGUGGUACUUCGAGUCAAGAUAAUGUGCUAAAGAUCGACGAGAGCGUAGAGAAUGUAGAUAUAUCAGCACCUCAAGAAGAAAUAUCCAUGGAUAAAAAGAGCCAGGAUGGAGAUAAAAAUAAGGAGAGCGCGACAGCGAAUAUUUCGCAAGAGGCACAGAAUAAUGUUGAGUCGGAUCAGCCGCCACAACAGCAAGUAAAAAGCAGUGAUGAAGUCAUAGCAGGAACUGGGAAAGAGGUCACAGCUGAGCCUGCUUCUGAGCCAGAACGUCCAUCUGAAUUUGAACAACCUGUUGAGUCCGCUUCUACUUCUGUUAAGCCAGAAGGUUCAAUUGAAGCUGAUAAGCCAGUCGAAUCAGUACCUCUUUCAGAACCAGAGCAUACGGCGGAAUCAGAGAAGCCGGUCGAGUCAAUUAUCACAGAGCCGGAAACUGAGAAAUUAGAGCCAACUACUGAAUUUGCAGCAGAUGAGAAGGAAGUAGUUGACAGAAAAGAUAGUCCAAUUGCUAGGACUGAAGAAGUGUCAAUUUCAGGGACUCAAAAAGUAGAAAAUACUGAUAGGACAACUGAAAGUGCAGAGAAGGGCGAUGAAAUAAUGGAAGCAUCUCAAAAGGAACCAAACCUGGAAGCUAAUAAUGACGUUACUGAAGGACCAGAAAACAAAGAUGAAACUAAUGAAGAUGCCAAAGAUGUAAAGAAAAAUGAUCAGAAAGUCACCGAAGUGGGAGCUAAAAGUGACAUUAAAGAAGAAAUUAAGAAUGAUAAUAACAAUAAUAACUCUAAUAAUGAGGAGAAUUCAGAUAUGCCGAUGUCUGCUGAAACUGAAAAUUCUAACAAAACGAAACCAGCGAGCAGUAAAGCAAAAUCAAAGAAUCAAAAGAAGAAGAAUAAGAAAGGAAAGAAGGGGUUCAUUCGCCAAGCUACGACGGGUACUGUAUUAUCAAUUGCAGCGAUUGUCAUUUUCGCGAUAGUUUCAUUCAAUGCUCCAUUAAUCAAGCAGUUGUACUUUGUACAAGUCACGACAACAAUUGACAUGUUCAAUGCGAAGAUUAUACUGGGCACCCUAGGAUAUUGCGUCUACCUUGAGGAUGGUAAAAGCUGUAUUGAGCCUACAUUAGGUUAUAACAUUAAGCUCGAAGAAGUUGGUUUAACAGAUUUCCUUCAACUCCAGCAAGUACAAGAAUUUAUGGAUACUAUCCCACAAAAUGUUUUGAAAUGGGUAACUUACGUAUUCGUACUUAAUUUUAUCUCACUUGGUUUAUCCUUUUUCACUGUCUUGAUUGGCAUUUUUUCACAUAUCAGAGAAUUAGGCAGAUCUUACUGGAGCAGCUUCAUAUCUAUUUUGGCAGCCGUUGUGGCCCUUGCGACAUUUGCUUUCGAUAUGGCAUUCGCAGUCAUUAUACGCAACAAGUUCAAUGAAUCAGAUAUUGCAUCAGCAGAAAUUGGCCAAUCAGUCUGGUUAGUCCUGGCUGCAGCUAUUGCUCUCGUAAUAUCAGUCUUUAUGUUCUUGACAGGAAUAGCAAUGUCACGUCGUCAACACAAAACCAGAGACUUAUUCGAAAGUGAGAAAGACAAGAAUAAUCAUCACUCGCAGCCUCAGAAUGAUUCUUACGGUAUGGGUGAGAGACGCAAACUUAACAAGCAAGAUAAAGACAAACAGGACGACAAUUCAUCAAGUUCAUUCUCCCCACUUCCAGGUUCAUACCCAUCUGAUCAACAACCAUUGGCUUCGAAUGCUGGUAUGCCUUAUGAUAACGGUACUUGGGAAGACACACAAUCGAGUGUUAAUAGUGCACAAGGCCAUGGUCAAAUCCCACCACCUUUACCACGUAAUCAGAGCCCAGCUCCACCAUUCGAACGUCAAAUGAUGACACAGCCGAUGUUAACACCAUAUAUCCCACAACCAAGCAUUUCACCAUUACCUUUUGCGCGUUCACCACCACCACCAAUGCCAUACGCUGUUUCACCACCUCCAAUUGGGAACUCAAUGUCACCGCCGCCUCCAAUGACCUACGCUAUGUCACCACCACCGCAAAUGCCACACGGACAGAUGCUACCUGGACAUAUGUUCCCACCACAAAUGCCACUAUACUUUAAUCCAGCUACUCAAGGUCAUUUUAACGGUAAUUCUGAGCAUUCGAGUGAGAAUUCGAUGUCAAAUGGCGGAUAUUGGCCAAAUCCAAAUGGUUUGACACCAAAUUAUGGUAAUGAUGGCAUUAUAAGUAGAGUAGCGAGUCCAGCAAACACAGGACAAUUCCAAAUGACGAAUAAUGUAGCCCAACAAGCAGCAGCAGGUGCACUUUCAAGCUACCAAUCUGCACCCCAAGAUGAGAAGAAGGCUAUUGAUAAUAAUAAUAACGAUAAUUUGCCUUCUGCGCCUGCGUCAUCACCUUUAAUGCAAACAUCAGCUAUUCCGAUCACAUCAGCGAGACAGAGGCAACAAUGGACAGCGCCUUUAAUUAGAUCACCGCCACCACCAGAAACAUUCGCAGAACCAGAAGGAGACCCUUACCUAUCAGCGAGAGCUAUACCACGAAGGGUGAAUCGUGAAGAAUCGAAAGAGCCACCACCGUACCAAUAA
This is a messenger RNA of Wallemia mellicola CBS 633.66, 5334 nucleotides long. RefSeq lists its product as hypothetical. Gene Ontology annotation, biological process: Golgi to vacuole transport; retrograde transport, endosome to Golgi. The coding region runs from base 1 to 5334 and encodes 1777 amino acids. Gene Ontology annotation, molecular function: syntaxin binding. Gene Ontology annotation, cellular component: GARP complex; plasma membrane. The transcript is spliced from 15 exons. The record is from RefSeq and is a predicted model, not a curated record. NCBI's taxonomy places the organism in Eukaryota, Fungi, Basidiomycota, Wallemiomycetes, Wallemiales, Wallemiaceae.